Aspergillus mulundensis is the source of this 330-nucleotide messenger RNA. RefSeq lists its product as uncharacterized. NCBI's taxonomy places the organism in Eukaryota, Fungi, Ascomycota, Eurotiomycetes, Eurotiales, Aspergillaceae. Gene Ontology annotation, molecular function: protein binding. The record is from RefSeq and is a predicted model, not a curated record. The transcript has a single exon. Bases 1 to 330 code for a protein of 109 amino acids.
AUGAAGCUGCUUCUCGAGAGCAGCGAUGGCUUCGAGGCAGAUAUCUCAACCCUGCUCUUCGCAAUCAAGCAAGGAAACGCGGACAUUGUUCAGUUGCUUCUUGAGCACAGGAAUGAGCAGGGCGUCGGCCGGGAAAUCUUUCUCGACGCACUGCUUUACGGUGCACGGCUGCGACGUUUGAAUAUAGUCAGAUUGCUGCUUGGCCAACCCGACGGCGCCUAUAUUGAACCAUCAAUCCAUGCGGAGUAUGCAGCUCGCACGGCAUCCCGGGAGCACGAUGAGAUCUCGGAUCUGUUGCUCCAUCGUUCGCUCGAGUUGGAUAUUGACUAA